Caenorhabditis angaria is the source of this 313-nucleotide messenger RNA. The record is from the annotation of a GenBank genome assembly. NCBI's taxonomy places the organism in Eukaryota, Metazoa, Nematoda, Chromadorea, Rhabditida, Rhabditidae.
AUGAUCCAAAACGAAAUUGAGAUGGACCCAUUGCAGAGAAAGUUGAACUUGAAGGGGUGCACCAACAAAUGUGGACUUAUUGUUUUGUCGAUAUCACGACCUAAUAAUCAAAGGAAAUCAUUCGAUCAAUUUCUUGAGUAAGUAAAACAGUCCAAUAUUUUUUCCCAAAAAUUUUAAAUUUUUCAGUGGAAGUCGUAAAAGCUUCCGAGGUCUUUCAUCAAAUUCUGCAAGCAUUCAAAACGUUCAGAAAGCACGGAAUAUUUCUGCUCUACUUGUAAACUUCCAUGAAACUUUUUGGUUUUUUUAUUAUUGA